Sclerotinia sclerotiorum 1980 UF-70 is the source of this 1554-nucleotide messenger RNA. RefSeq lists its product as hypothetical. The record is from RefSeq and is a predicted model, not a curated record. Bases 1 to 1554 code for a protein of 517 amino acids. NCBI's taxonomy places the organism in Eukaryota, Fungi, Ascomycota, Leotiomycetes, Helotiales, Sclerotiniaceae. Gene Ontology annotation, cellular component: cytosol; nucleus; tRNA methyltransferase complex. The transcript is spliced from 3 exons. Gene Ontology annotation, molecular function: tRNA (guanine(46)-N7)-methyltransferase activity; protein binding. Gene Ontology annotation, biological process: RNA (guanine-N7)-methylation.
AUGUCGAUACUCAGAUCACCAUACCAAUGUCUCAAGCAAUGUGGUAAUUAUCUUGUAGCAGCCCGAGGCUCAAGUAUAGAUACUUUUGACAUUAAGAAUGGUUCGUACCUUUCAACAUGGAAAUCUCCAGUCCCAGAGAGUAUGAGCCGAUCGAAAACAACCGAAGAAGAGACGCAAACGAAAAAUGAGGACCAGAAUUCAGAGACGGCAACUCCAGAGUUUAUAUUGGAGUCAUCGGCCCCGCCAGCAAAGAGGCGGAAGUUAUCUAUCACCAAAGAAUCUGGAGAAAAUACUGGUGUGGUACAGCAAUCAAAGAAGAAGACGAAGAACUCAUCACCUAAGAUUCUUGAGCCUUCGCCCAUUACUGCUUUAACUAUCACAAGAGACCUUCAGCACGUGAUUGCAGUCACCGGCGAGGAUAAAACCAUCAGAGUGCUGGCUUGGGAGGAUACAGUAGAAAAGGGAUUGAGACAAAUCAGUGAUCGCACUAUGCCCAAACGACCAUGCGCUCUAGCCAUUACCGAUGAUUGUAAUACCAUAAUCAGCGCCGACAAAUUUGGAGAUGUGUACUCUCUCCCCCUCAUUCCAUCGCCUUUGGUUCCUUCAGCUACUGAAAAUGCCUCUGUCCAAAAACAGGCCCCAAAGAUGUUUCAACCCUCAGCUAGUGCACUAACAGUACAUUCGGCGCGCAAUUUAAAAGCUCUCGAGGCUCAAAAGAAACAGUCCAAUAAAGUUUCUGAAAAAACUGGUCCAGAUUUUGAGCACAAGCUACUUCUUGGUCAUGUUUCCAUGUUGACUGAUAUCUUGGUGGCUACCCUGUCAGGUCGUCAAUAUAUCCUCACAGCCGACCGUGAUGAGCAUAUUCGUAUUAGUCGUGGAAUUCCUCAGGCACAUAUAAUCGAGAAUUUUUGUCUCGGCCAUAUUGAAUAUGUUAGUCGAUUAUGUAUUCCUCCUACAAGACCAGAAAUUCUUAUUUCUGGCGGCGGUGACGACGAUCUUUACACUUGGAAUUGGCUUAAUGGAUCCCUGCUGUCCAAAACAAACCUCAAGUCUCAAGUCGAGGCACUUGAUACAGAAAAGCAAAGUGCACAAGAAGCCGAGUCUAAAAAGAUUGCAGUAACUGGAGUUUAUCACGCUAGAGAUGAAGUAUCUAACCAAGAUAUUAUCAUAGCUACUUCUGAAGGUGUCCCGGCUGCCUUCAUCUAUUUUCUCACAGCGUCUAACCAGCUCACUCACACUCAGACCCUCGCUCUACCAGGCAACGCCCUCUCUUGCACUUUCAGCAACCCCGACCUGUCGUCCCCAUUCUCCCUCAUUAUCUCCAUCAAUAACAUCCACGAACCCAGUUCAAUCACCACCCUCAAGGAUGCCAACUCCUCAGUUGCAAACCCUCUACAAUUUUUCAAAUAUGAAAAUGAGAAAUUCGUCAGCGUGCAACAAGAUGGAUUCGCACCGCAGGAUAGCGAGGGAAUUUUGGAUGACCAGCAGAAGAAUAACUUAUGUGGGCUGUUGUAUAACGUUGGUAAUUUGAGGAAGAUGGAGGAUGAGGAAUAA